Magnolia sinica is the source of this 1694-nucleotide messenger RNA. Its product is annotated as E3 ubiquitin-protein ligase ATL42-like. Lineage: Eukaryota; Viridiplantae; Streptophyta; Magnoliopsida; Magnoliales; Magnoliaceae. The record is from RefSeq and is a predicted model, not a curated record. Bases 127 to 1422 code for a protein of 431 amino acids. The transcript has a single exon.
CACUUUCCUUCCAUUUAAAACCAUAAUCCUAACAAACCCAGAUCCGCCCAUCAUUCCCAGGAAAAAACAACUCGUCGGAGGAGCUGUCUGAAAUUUCCGGCACCGUCUCACUCGAUCCAUCCACCGAUGAAUCCGCUCGAUCUCUUCCUCUUUCUAAUCAUCUUCUUCAUCUCCGACGUAGAAGCUCAGAACAAUCAACUAGCUACACCCAGCAAUAGCGACGACAUCGCGACGGCCUUCCGUCCAAGCAUGGCUGUUGUAAUCGGAGUCCUCUCCAUCUUCUUCUCUCUCACCUGCAUCCUCCUCAUGUAUGCGAAAUUCUGCCACACCACUACUUCCGAUCUCUUCAACCGAGGCGUGGAUCCACAUCACCAGCUAGGCCUACUACAGCCAAGAUCACGGUUCUCAGGCAUCGAUAAAACAGUCAUCGAAUCCCUUCCUUUCUUCACAUUCUCUUCCCUAAAAGGAUCGAAAGAAGGUCUCGAAUGCUCCGUCUGUCUAUCGAAAUUCGAAGAUACCGAAAUCCUCCGCCUUCUACCUAAGUGUAAGCACGCAUUCCACAUAAACUGCGUCGACCAAUGGCUGGAAAGCCACUCAAGCUGCCCGUUGUGCCGAUGCAAGGUCAACGCAAACGAUCCAACUAUAUUUACAUACUCAAACAGCCUUCGAUUCUCGAACGUCGACCCGUCCGAUCUAAGGGAGGAUCCCGAUCUAGAGCUCUUUGUCCAUAGGGAGCCUGACAACGAGGGUUCAUCGCGGUUUAGUAUCGGAGGCAGCUUUCGGAAGGCCUAUAAGGGUAAGAAGGACGAAUUGCUUGUGGCGGAGAGGAGCGAAGAUCAACGACUAUUGCAUAAAUUCAAGCAUCGUAUCAUAGUCUCCGAUGUGGUUUUCAAGAACCGAUGGAGUGAUGUGAAUUCUUCCGAUCUGAUGUUCUUGAAUUCAGAAAUGCUUAAUGUUUCUUCGAGUAAGAGAUUUUCUUGCUUGGAUUCAAAUAGCGAGCGGUUUAGCACGAGAAAAACGGGCUUCGAUGGUAAUGGAUCUUCUUCAAGUGAUCGGAUUAUGACUCUCAAGGAAGAAAUGGAGAAGAAGCGAUCACUCGAAAGUAAGGCUAGUAAGAUGAGAAGAAGUCUUUCAGUUUCGGUUCCUGGUUUUCCUUCUACUUCGGAUUCGGAUGCGAAUUCAAGGGCUGAAUUCUUGAUACCGCCGGGGAAGCGAUCUAUGUCGGAGAUUACGAAUUUUUCAAGGUUUGCUGAUUUUGGAGGUAAGAACAGGAUUAAGGAAUCGUCAAUGGCAGGAAAUAAUGGCAAGGAGGAGAAGAUGAGGAAGCUUUGGCUGCCGAUCGCUCGGCGGACUGUCAUGUGGUUGGCGGGCCGUGAAAGAAGAUCGCAAUCUCAUCAUGCAAGACAGGCUUCGAACGUCUGAAGUCGUUUAGGUAUCUGUUGAUGCUGCAAUUUUCUGCCAUUAAUGCUGCAGUCUUGAAGAUCUUGAGCAAUGCCUGCUGGAGUUUUAACGGCGGAGAUGGUGAAUGUAGAAAACUCUCCGUUACACUUUCAUGUAGAUAUAUCUCCUCGCAAGACUGACUCUAAUCCGGUGAUCCAGACCUUAGAUCUGAUGGGGCCCACUGUAUAUGACGGGUGGUUCAAAAUUCUUCAGAUUGAAAGACAAGUGGCGGAGUAAAUAUCACGGUCGAGGAA